AAGGUUCGACUCAUUCCCGUCUCGUUGGUGGAUGUCCAUCUGUUUUGAUCAGCAAGCACUCUUUGUCAGCGUGAAAUCAAGAACCUCUCCUCGAUUGUGUGUCCGCAUCUGAUCCACCGUCCGUUUCUUAAAAGAACCCCGCGCUGCUGACGAUUGGAUCGAAGCUUUUACAACAAUAUGCAAGCGACGCAGCACCCCAAGAGCUUGGUUGCAGGCCAGGGCCACAGCGGGUCCAUCGCUACUCCGCCCCCCUCAGGAGCAUCUUCGACGCCAAGCAGCAGUCAGCAGCAACAGCGACGCACGAUUUACUCUUAUCAACCGGCUCUGAACAUGCCACCUUCCACACCCCCGCACUCGCUGGAGAGCGUCGCGAGCUCAACAAGCGGCACCAUCAGCAGUCGCCGCCGCCGCGAGAUGGGACCUCGCGCUGGGGAUAUCACUGCCGCUGUAACCCCAUCAUAUGGCCCGUUCCUUGCAACGCCCGCCUCAAUCUCUGCAGCCGAAACAGAUGUGUCUCCCUUCGCUCCCAGCACCUCUUCUUCCGACGCCGGCGCAAUGACAGAUGGACGCCAUCGCAGCGGCAACGCAAAGAGUCGUCGACGAGCAGAGAAGGACGUGCUGGAUACGCCGCGAAAAGGCAGGCGUAUCGCUAAUGUUCAUCUCGGCUGGGGCACACCGCUGCUACCUAGCUCUGACCGCCUUGUACAGCCGCUCAACAACACGCCUGGUAGCGUCGAAGAUCUCCUUGGCGCCGAGGGGGACCAGGAGUACAGCAGCCAAGCGCUUCCGAGGACGCCAAAACCCAUGCCUAAGAGACGCUCCAAGAAGUCUGCAGCUGUCGCACUGGAGGGUAGCAGCAGCCGGCACAGCGCCGCCACUCUCGUACCAGCCAAGUUUUACACUGGUUCAAGCGACCUUUCGUUCUUCUCGCCAGCAGCAGCAGCGUCCAGGGGCAUGUCCAGCGCCAGACCCUCACAUCCUUCGCACCAUCCGCAACAGCAGCCAUCGAAGCACUCGCAGCGCAUUUUGACCAAAGCAACGCUCCACGACUUGCGCGGCUGGGCUACGGCGCUAAGCUUGCAGCAGGCUCCGGACGCCUCUGCACUGGCCUACCUGGCCGCCUCGGGCGAAGGGCGUGGUGAGCACGAAUUGGAGCACGAGGACAGGCAGAGCCAUGAGGACAGGCGUGGAGGCGAGAGCGAUGCGCGCUUUGCGUACGACGAGCGCUACAUGCAACGCAGAGAGCGCUGUGCUCACCAUCCGCAUUCUUACUCAUACCUGCACAACGAGGUGGAAGCGAAUGACCUGCUCGAGGAGUAUCUGGUCGGGUUCAAGACGGACAGCUCACCGCCUACGUCUGUUGCUGUCGUUUCUGCCGGACUCGGUGCAGGCAUGCCGCUGCUAUCCUCCUCUAACGGUAAUGCCACACGCACCGCCUUCCAAGGCUGGCCUGACAGGGACAGCGAUAGCGCACUCUCGCUUGACUCGUUCGCCUCAGCCUCCUUUUCUGCACCCGGCUUACUGGCAGCUAGGAGCGGCGUCACCGACGGAGCGAGAACCAAGAUGGUCGCUAUGCACAUCGAGGGCGUCGGGCGCGUCGCUGUCGCUAGGGCCGUUGCUCCAGCGGUGUCCUCGGCUGCGGCUGCAGCGGCGUUGGCCUCGUCUUCGUCGUGCCAUGCAAACAUAGACAGCACAAGCAGCAGCACAAGCAGCAUGGACACCAGUGCCAGUACGACCGAAAGCGCCAGCACCGCGCUCACGCAGCCAGCCACCACGAGCGCCGGCGCGGAUUCUACAUGUGGAGCUACGACUUUUGCGUCUGCGGCUGCUCGGUGUGCGCCCGCGUCCGCAUCGACUACCAUGUCUGGACCCAGUCCGAGCCUUUCCAUCGCGUCGCAGUUCCCCGCUUCCGAGUGCGGCUCUCCUAGCGUCGUCAGAGCGAGGCACGUCGGUCGGGGAGGCGCCUGCGCUGGCAUGCGUGCAAUGACAAUGAUCAACGGGCUCACACAUAGCGCGCUCGCCGACGCUGCUGGCGAAUUGAGCGAUCGGACCGAGAGACACGUCUCGCUGCUUGGGAGCAUCAUUGCCCGCACGCAGCGGCAGCAAUCGCGGUCACAACAGCAGUCGACAAUGCUCUCGAGCGCAUCAGCAGCAGCAGGGGCGGCGGCGGCGGCGUUCAAGCCGCGUCUCGCUCAUCACCUCUCUCCGCUGCAAGCGCGUCUCCCUGCACUCGACUGGCCCGACAGCCCGUGCGGCCCGUGGUCCGCUGCAAUCGAGCAUGCAAACGCGCGUCGCCUGGAGCGGCUGCAGAUCGUCAAGAUGUGGCUGGCGAGUCACAGUGAUGAGGGUGACGAAGGCGGAGAUGAAGCGGAGGACGAGGAGGCGGAUCAUGAGGCGGUGCUGCAGCGGCAGCACCUCCCUCGUCAACGGAGUCACAGCGACCCUUCUUCCGCUUCCGCUUCAGCAGUCGCCGUACCGGACGACAGUUCUCUGUCUACUUCACAGCAGGCGGUCAGCGAUCGACUGCACGUCGUGCCCCAUCAUCGAACCCGUGGCGCUAGUGGGGAUCGCCUUCGCCAUCCGAUGAUCUCCAAGGCGCUCGCAGACCGCGCGAGGAAGGCAGCCAUCCGCGAAGCAGAAGCAGCGGCCAUCGCUGCGCAGAGCGUCGCUGCGCUUCCGAGCUCAGCUGCGGCCAGCGCCAAAACAGGCGCUUCGUCUGUCAUUCGGGCUGGAGAGGGCAAGCAGGCGAAGAGCAAGGGCAAGGGCAAAGGCAAAGGCUCGAAGCGCGUUAGUAAGCGAAAACGCAUUGAUUCAGACGAGAGAUACAUGGCGCUCUCUACGCCUCUGCCGCUGUCUCGGCAUGAUGCUAGCGCCGCUUUUGUUGGCUGCUUCUGUGGCCUCAACGAAGAGACUGCGCCUAUGGUGCAGUGCGACACCUGCGAGCGGUGGUACCACAUGCCCUGCGUCGGGUUCAAGGACACCGACAAUCCUGAUGAGCAAUGGCACUGCCAUGGCUGCGUAGUCCGAACUAGUGCAAAGACGACCCCCCUCUCAAGCGCGUAUUCCGGUGGGCUCGCCUCGAUCAACACUCCUUCCAUCCUACGCUCGCAUCGUUUCGCCAUCAAUCAAAUGUCGCAGCGGAGCGGCGAACCGGUGUUUGCUCAACCAACCAACUCGCCCAUCGCGGCGCGCUCGGAUGGCCUCGCAUCCGCUCUGGCGCUCGCCCCCAGCCCACCCAUUCUCUCUUCUGCCCGUCAUGGCGCAAGCAGAAACAGCGCCGCUGCCGGCCGUGCACGUGCAGAACGCUUUGGCUGGCAGCUCCACGAGCCGGGCUCCCCCCUGGAGCGCAAGAGCGUCCACUCUGCCUCGCACUCGUGCAUGUCUACUGGCCUUCUCGCCGCCCCUGUGAGCAGCCGUGUGCCCACAGACGUCACCUGCACGCAUCAGCAGGACCCAGUAGUCGCUGUUGCCGAUGCGCAUGCGAUCCCCAACGCGCUUGCCGCUGGCUUGCAGCGCUCAGACUGGAAUUCGCCCAUGCGGACAUCGAGUCGCAACGCUGACAGUUCGCUGCAAUUUGGCUUUGCGUCCACGCCUUCUCGUGGCUCCACUCGAGGCUCGGCGCACAGUGCUUUUGCAGCAGCUGCUCGGCCCGUCCUCGACUCCUCCGAUGACGAGCUCGUCACAGAUGCUGUCGUUGACGAUAUCUUUUCUACGCCUUCUCGAUUGGACCACGGCUCCGUUUGGCCGAGCUCGGUAACACCGCGAGCCGCUGCGCAGACUCCAUCUCGUAGCGCUCGGCUGCGCGAGAACAGCCAUGGAUGGGGCUUACCUGGCGCGCUCAGUACCCCCAGUCGCGAUUUCCUUGGCGGCGUCUUCAGCACGGAGCACUCGGCUUACAGCAUCGGCAUGCCCAGUCUCGUUUACAGUAGCGGAGGUCUGGACCAGCGCGACGUGGGCGACAAGAUGGAUCCUCAAAACCGCGCUUGGCUCCUGCAGUCUCCCAGCUCGUCCACGCGAGCUGCUAGGGCGCGAGGCGUCUCUAACGGCUUCUACGGUUCUUCGCUGCUUCGCACGCCAGAAUUGCACAACCGCACGCUGGGAUCACCCACGGCGCCGAGUGUGUCCUCGGUGCGUGAUACACACCAUGAACGCGAGUCGAGCAACAUCCGCACCGAUCUGUUCUCAUCCAGCCCGCUUAUCAAGACGCCCAGAGGCGAUGACGAGCGUCGAUACCCCGGCGGUGCAUUGAGCUCGCUGAGCGGCAUUCAAAUUCCGGCAUCUUCGAAGAAGCUGGCGCGCAUCGCUGGAAUGGAUCGCGACUCGGACAAAGAGGGCCUCGGCGAGCCGAUGGGCCUGGGUAUUGGAAUUGACUUGGAUGAUGAUGUGUUCAAGUGGAAGGACUGAGCGAGAAAUGCAAGCCUUUACUGCUGGAUCCCGAUCAAGGCUCCAAAGGCGAUUGACGAAGGCACACGAUGCCGCACUCGCCCCUGGUUUGCUGUGAAGGCAACAGAUUAUGGAUGUACUGCACUUCCUGCAUGUCCACAGGACAGACGUAACGUUGCAUAACAAAUAUGUAUCUUACCGAGAUGCAAGCAUAACCAUACAACA
Molecule: messenger RNA, 4608 nt
Organism: Tilletiaria anomala UBC 951
Lineage: Eukaryota; Fungi; Basidiomycota; Exobasidiomycetes; Georgefischeriales; Tilletiariaceae
Exons: 3
Coding region: 178-4404 (1408 amino acids)
Source: RefSeq, a predicted model, not a curated record